AUGAAAGCAGAUAGCGCAGCUUGGAUCCAAAGCUUUGGCGUCUUCGAUGUUAAGGCACAAAAGGUGUACGAAAAGGCGGCACCUAUUCUGCUCGUUGCGUUAGCCUAUCCUUCGUUGCCUCUCUAUACUGCCAGACUUGCAGCAGAUUUAGUAGUCAUAUAUCGCAUUAUUGAUGAAGCUACAGACUUGCUUGACACUACCGAGGCAAGAGACCUUUGCGACGUUAUCAUGGAUGUGUUAAGAAAUCCUGAUAGGAAGCGCUCCGAUGAUGAGCACAUACUUGGAAAGAUAAUUCAAAGGUAG
Molecule: messenger RNA, 303 nt
Organism: Penicillium taxi
Lineage: Eukaryota; Fungi; Ascomycota; Eurotiomycetes; Eurotiales; Aspergillaceae
Product: terpenoid synthase
Exons: 2
Coding region: 1-303 (100 amino acids)
Source: RefSeq, a predicted model, not a curated record